Molecule: messenger RNA, 951 nt
Organism: Zea mays
Lineage: Eukaryota; Viridiplantae; Streptophyta; Magnoliopsida; Poales; Poaceae
Exons: 1
Coding region: 57-800 (247 amino acids)
Biological process (GO): positive regulation of transcription by RNA polymerase II
Molecular function (GO): protein dimerization activity; DNA-binding transcription factor activity, RNA polymerase II-specific; RNA polymerase II cis-regulatory region sequence-specific DNA binding
Source: RefSeq, marked validated
AGAGUGUUCCUCCGGUUAGUAGCUGACCGGCCGGCGACGUACGCACUGCGCUAGCAAUGGCGCCUCCACGGCGGCCGAGCAUGGGGCGGCAGAAAAUCGAGAUCCGGCGCAUAGAGAGCGACGAGGCACGGCAGGUGUGCUUCUCCAAGCGGCGCGCGGGGCUGUUCAAGAAGGCCAGCGAGCUCUCCAUCCUAUGCGGCGCCGACGUGGCCGCCGUCGUCUUCUCCCCCGCCGGCAAGGCCUUCUCGUUCGGCCACCCCUCGGUGGAGUCCGUCGUCGACCGCUUCCUCGCCUCGUCCACCCCCUCGCCUGCCGGUGCCGGUGCCGGUGCCGGCCACUCCUCCGCCGGCGGCGGCGAGGACCGCGCGGUCUCCGAGCUGAACCGCCAGCACGGCGACCUGCGCGCGCAGCUGGACGCGGAGAAGGCGAGGCAGGAGCGCGCGGACGAGGCCAUCCGGAAGGAGCGCGAGGCCGGGAGCCCCGCCAUGGCGUGGAUCGACGCGGACCUGGGCGCCAUGGGCCACGACGACCUGGUCGCGUUCUGGGCCGCGCUGGCCGGCGUGCAGGCCGCUGUGGCCGCCAGCGCCGAUCAGCUGCUGCGUGACGCGCUGCUCGUCGGGCGCAGGGGCCGACAGCAGCAGCAGCCAGCGGCCCAGCUUGGCGGUGGUGGUGUGGCCUUCGACGUCGGCGCGUUUGGCAUCGGCGUGCAGGUGCCGCCGCCUCCAGGAUUCGCUGGCGUCGACCUGCAGGGGUUCGGGGGACAGGCUGCUGCCAUCCUCGGCGCCGGCGGCCCCUCGUGAGGUGGUGGAAUGGAAUGCAUGUGCGCGCAGUUCGCUUGAGUUGUUGCAUUCGCAUGGAGGACGCGUCGUGCCUAUGUUAGGUUUGGUGAUAACAUCGCAAAUUUGCAAACAGUGUUUAAAUUAAAUUUGAUGUGUGCUUCCUGCUUCUCUC